Linepithema humile (Argentine ant) is the source of this 2225-nucleotide messenger RNA. Its product is annotated as UDP-glucosyltransferase 2. Lineage: Eukaryota; Metazoa; Arthropoda; Insecta; Hymenoptera; Formicidae. The record is from RefSeq and is a predicted model, not a curated record. Gene Ontology annotation, molecular function: UDP-glycosyltransferase activity.
GUGAAAGAGUCUCUACAAGACCUUGGACAACGAACGACAUCUUGUUAGUUCGUCUCUUUCAUCAGCUGAUGUACAUACUACACAGUCAUCGUGUUAUUGAACAAUACAUUAUCACUUCAUAAUUGGACAGUAGCUGGCUGCAACGCACAUCAGAGAUUACAUAACGUGCCAAACGCUAUCGGAUGUAACACAUAUUGACAGUAAAUCAGAAUGAAGGUGUUACUAUCGGUUCUCCUCGCGAUUUUGGCAUGCGACCAAGUCGUUAAUGGUUACCGGAUUCUCGGUGUAUUCCCGCUCAAUGGAAAGAGUCAUUGGGUCAUGAUGGAAGAGCUGAUGAAAGGCUUGGCGAGACGCGGCCAUCAGGUCGAUGUAGUCACACAUUUCCCACAAAAGACGCCGAUACCAAAUAUGAGGGAAAUUAGUCUAAAAGGCAGCGUCGACGCCGUUAUAAAUAAUCUCACUGCAGUGGAUAUCCAAAGAUUUGGCGCCUUGUCUAUGGAGUCAUUAGCUGAAAUAGCCGGAAUGCGGAUAUGCAAACUGCUAGGUCAUCCGAAACUGCAAGACCUGAUCGAGAACCCGCCGCAAGAUCCCCCCUACGAUCUCGUUAUUACGGAGCUGUUCGCGGCACCAUGCUACCUGGCCUUCGGUCGUCAUCUCAACGUCCCCGUAAUCGGCAUGGUGUCGAGUGUUUUUCACGACUGGCUCAACGAAAUGGCCGGUAAUCCCAUGAGUCCUACCUUCGUCCCCAGCUUGUUCUCGACAUACGAUCAAAAUAUGAAUUUCAAGGAACGUCUAUUGAACUUCCUGCUGACAAAUUACAUCACUUGGCAAAUGCAUUAUUACACCAACUCCCAGCUAGAAUUAGUGAAGAAGCACUUCGGCAUAGAUGUGCCACACAUUAUGGACUUGUACAGUGACGUAUCCUUGUAUCUAGUCAACUCUCAUCACUCCAUAAACGGAAUCAGACCGAUGACCACUGGCGUGAUCGAGGUUGGCGGUUUACAUCUCAAAGACGAUGACGAUCCGCUAUCACCGGAAGUGCAAAAAUGGUUGGAUGAAAGCAAGGAUGGUUGUAUCUAUUUUACGUUCGGUUCUAUGGUAAGAAUCGAAACAUUCUCUAAAGAACUGUUAAAAACGUUUUACACGUCUUUCGAGAAAAUCGCACCGACCCGUGUGCUGAUAAAAAUUGCAAAAAAAGAAGAGCUCCCGCCAGGAUUACCGAAGAACGUCAUGACGCAAUCUUGGUUCCCGCAGAUCACCGUUCUCAAACACAAAAACGUACGCGGUUUUCUUACGCACGGUGGACUUAUGGGGACAUUGGAGUCGAUCUAUUGCGGAGUGCCUAUGGUCGGUAUUCCCUUAUUUGGCGAUCAACGCGUAAAUAUUCAGAAUUAUGUCAACAAGAAGGUGGCUAUUUCGCUCGAGUCGAUAGACGAUGUUACCGAGGAGAAAUUAACUUCGGCAUUAAAUAACAUUCUCAAGGAUCCCUCUUAUCGCAAAAAUAUACAGAAGCUGUCGAAGAUGUAUCUCGAUCGACCAUCAAGCGCCAUGAACACAUCUAUAUUUUGGGUGGAAUACAUCGCAAAAUACGGAAACGUGCUUAAAUCACCAGUUACUCGUCUUCAUUGGUGGCAACGGAAUUUAUUUGACAUUUACGCCUUCAUCUCUCUUGUAAUUAUCGUGGUGCUUUAUUUGGCACUGUUUAUCCUCCGAACGUUGAAGAAGCUCGUAUUUGGAUCGCGGGCUUGUGCAAAGAAAGACAACGCAGCGAUUAAAUCGAAGAAAAACAAAUAAAGAUAGGAAACUUUAAUGAACUUUACAAGUCAUUUAGUAGAUUCGCAAUUUAAGACUAUUCAUUCUUUAAAAUUAUGAAAAUACCAAUGCAAACAAAUUUUCUAAAGAAAAUGUUUUCUCAAUGUUGUAUAUAUCAAGAAAAUGUUGAUGUGUAUAUAUUGCAAAAUAUCCUUUUUAGUAAAAUACAUUUUUAAUCGAUUACACGAGUGUGAAUUUUGAUGUAACGAAUAAUUUAGCUCCUAUUAAUUAUCGUGUGAUGUAUAAUCGCAUACAUGUAUAUCGUGUGUGUCAUGUGUAUGUGUAUUUCCUAUAUGCAUCACACACAUGUAUGCGCGAUGUUAAUAAUUUAAUUUGUUUCUACCAUUCGUCAACAAUUAUUGUACAUAUUUAUAAUCACUUGUUCCAUUUAAAUAAAAUUAGAUAUAUUAAGA